AUGAGCGACGCUGAAGUCCCCAAGCCCGUCGAGGCUGUCCCCGAGGCUACUCCUGCCCAGCCUGCUGAGGAGAAGCCUGUCGAGAAGACCGAGGAGAAGACUGAGGAGAAGCCCCAAGAGAAGGCUGAGGAGACAUCCGAGAACAAGCCUGAGGAGUCCAAGUCUACCAACAUCCUCAAGACCACUGCCAAGAUCGAUCACGAGAACCACCGCAACAACCGCAAGUUUGACCCCAGCACCCGCGAGGUGACGGAUGAUCCCGAUGCCAUCCGCAAGCAGGUCGAAUUCUACUUUGGCGACUGGAAUUUCCCCCAGGACAAGUUUAUGUGGGAGUCGUGCGGUGGAGCCGAGAACAAGCCCAUGAAGCUCAAGACUAUCCACUCCUUCAAGCGCAUGCGCACUUUCCAGCCUUACACCGCCGUCGUCGCCGCCAUCAAGGACAGCAAGUUCCUCGAGCUCUCGGGCGAGGAGGGUGAGGAGGAGGUCAAGCGCAAGUACCCCUACAAGCCCAUGAACACCUCCAAGGCCAAGGUCGAGGCCGCCACAGUCUACGUCAAGGGCUUCGGUGACGAGACCCCCAACACCCAGUUCGACCUCGAGACCUUCUUUGCCCAGUUUGGCGAGGUCAAGGGUCUUAAGCUCCGACGCACCAACGAGAACCUCUUCAAGGGCUCCGUCUUUGUCACCUUUGCCGACGAGGAGGAGGCCAACAAGUUCAUCAAGCUCGAGCCCUCCCCCAAGUGGAAGGAGCAUGAUCUCAAGAUCAUGAGCAAGCGCGCGUACUGUGACGAGAAGAAUGAGCUCAUCCGACAGGGGAAGAUUGAGCCCAAUGCUAGCAACCCCCGCAAGUUCUACGAAGGUCGCGAGUCCGGUAACAAGGGUGGACGAGGCCGUGGACGUGGUGGAAAGGACUUCCGGGGUCGUGACCAGGACGACUGGAAGAAGCGACGUGAGAACGACCAGAAGAACGGCUUCCGGGACCGACGAGGCGGUGGCCGUGGCGGCCGUGGUCGCGGCCGGGGUGGUCGUGAUGGUGACCGAGGCCGUGACGGUGGCCGCGAUCGGGAUCAGCGCAAGGAGGAGGUUAAGCACAAUGGCAAUGACACCAUGCCUCGCAUCCAAUCCACCGCCGACGAUUCCAACACCAACGGCAAGCGAGCUCGGGAAGAUGAUGCUCCCGCCGGGGAGCCUGUCGCCAAGAAGGUUGACGUCAAGGCCGAUGCCGCUUAA
Molecule: messenger RNA, 1230 nt
Organism: Fusarium keratoplasticum
Lineage: Eukaryota; Fungi; Ascomycota; Sordariomycetes; Hypocreales; Nectriaceae
Exons: 3
Coding region: 1-1230 (409 amino acids)
Biological process (GO): RNA processing
Cellular component (GO): nucleus
Molecular function (GO): mRNA binding
Source: RefSeq, a predicted model, not a curated record